CUGACCUGCCAUCCACCACCAGGACACUCCUGAAGACACCCAGGGAGGUCAGGAUCACAUCAAAGUCUGGUAUGGAGUAUGUCCAUUUUCCCAUCAAGGACAAAUUGCACCAGACUCUAUUGAGAUACCCAGCAGACCAGGUCCCUGACUGUGUUGAUCUUUCCUUCAACAUAGAUGGGCUACCUCUGUUUAAGAGCUCAGGAAGAACAAUGUGGCCCAUCCUUUGUGCUGUCCAUUUAAAGCCAGUGUCAGUCUUCCCCAUCACCCUGACUUGUGGAGGUGCGAAGCCACAGAAUCUAGAAUUCCUGGAAGACAUGGUGAUGGAUGUCAACAACCUCCUGUCCAGUGGCCUGCAACACAGGAACAAAACAAUUAAAUUCAACAUUCUAUGUUUUGUGUGCGAUGCUCCUGCGAAGGCCUUUGUGAAGAAUGUUAAGCUUUGCACAGGCUAUUAUGGGUGUGACCAGUGUGUUCAGAGGGGUGAGUGGUAUAAUAAAGUAACUUACCAAGACACAGAGGUGGUGGCUCGUAGCGAUGACUCCUUCCGCCAACAGACACAGGGCGAGCAUCAUCAUGGGAGCACCCCGCUUUUGGAUUUGUCCAUAAACAUGAUCAGAGCAUUUCCCAUCGAUUACAUGCACCAGGCAUGCUUGGGUGUAAUGAAGAGGCUUCUCUUCAUGUGGUGCAGAGGAGUGAAGGGCCUCAAGAUGUCAGCAACCCAAAUAGAGGAAGUCAGCAGCAGGCUCACCAACCUCCGUCCACACAUCCCUUCCAGCUUCGCUCGCAGACCGAGAGAUCUUAAAGAGCUGGAGAGAUGGAAGACCCGUGUCACCCCCGUGUCCGACCCGACCCGACCCGCAUCCGACACAGUAGAAUAUUUUUCACCCGUUUCAUCAAAAUGUGCGGGUCACCCAUCGGGUACCCGAACCCGUGCAGGACUCUGA
Alosa sapidissima (American shad) is the source of this 944-nucleotide messenger RNA. RefSeq lists its product as uncharacterized. The coding region runs from base 72 to 944 and encodes 290 amino acids. The record is from RefSeq and is a predicted model, not a curated record. The transcript is spliced from 3 exons. Lineage: Eukaryota; Metazoa; Chordata; Actinopteri; Clupeiformes; Clupeidae.